AUGACAGCUUCUACACAAAGAGUAGCUGUUCCUGCUUACCAACAGUAUGCAGCACCCGUCUACAGUCCUCCAAACCAUACAACAAUCAAUAUCCAAGACCCACCCAACCCAUACUACGGGCAACCAUAUCCAGACAAUCGCGCCACAGCUACCACCACCAACCCUAGUUCUUCUACAACACCUCCUGCUUACAAACCACAAGGCACCAGUGUAGCUAUACCACCACCAUCUUAUCAAGAUUAUAACAAAGACCCUCGCCUUCAGGGAGCCUAA
Phycomyces blakesleeanus NRRL 1555(-) is the source of this 273-nucleotide messenger RNA. RefSeq lists its product as hypothetical. The record is from RefSeq and is a predicted model, not a curated record. The transcript has 2 exons. The coding region runs from base 1 to 273 and encodes 90 amino acids. Lineage: Eukaryota; Fungi; Mucoromycota; Mucoromycetes; Mucorales; Phycomycetaceae.